This is a messenger RNA of Orbicella faveolata, 2326 nucleotides long. Its product is annotated as lewis-type alpha-(1,3)-fucosyltransferase-like. Gene Ontology annotation, molecular function: fucosyltransferase activity. Gene Ontology annotation, cellular component: membrane. NCBI's taxonomy places the organism in Eukaryota, Metazoa, Cnidaria, Anthozoa, Scleractinia, Merulinidae. The record is from RefSeq and is a predicted model, not a curated record.
AACAACAACAAGCAAACAAGUAAAUAAAUUUAGACUCGAGCAGACAUAAGCGAAUCAGAACACAACUCUACGAGGUAGAUUCCUACUAGCUUCUAGCAUCGAUGUUAAGGCAAUUUGAGUAGACGUAAAUCAAAGCAAGGCGUUUUUGUGAUGAUUACAACUUUUGCAUUAUUGUUUUGCACACAAUGUUUUUGUAUUGAUGUGGUUCUAAUGAAUUCACACGUUGUCUGUAUUGUUGAAAUUCAUGAUGAUCCUACAAAGAAAAUGGCCACCACAAAAGACCUGUUGGUUAAUGGUGCUGUUUUAAAUGACGUUUAGAAAAUUUUCCUUGAAAAAGCUGUGCGUUACGAGUAUGACUGCGGCUUACAUUUUCCAGUGCUGUGAUAACCGAAGUUUGCGUAAACUGUAUCAUUGCCAAAAAAACAGUCUGGAAGUGUAAUUCAGUCAUCUCCGGAAAAAUAGGGAAUAAUUAAAAAAUAGUAAUAAAAUACACAGAAGCAAAGCUUUUUUAGGCGACGAGGUGGAUCAGCUUAUUUUUACCAGAGUUGUUGAGGAUUUCUAUUUUGAAAGUACGUUGUACACGUUUCUUGGAAACCAGAUGCUAGUCGCAAAAAUUUCAUUGGCGUGGACUUGUCUUGUCAACUGUUGUUUUCAACUGAACUUCGGGCGCAGAGCAAACGAUGCGCAAUCAGAGAAGAAACUUUACUGUUUUAGUCACUUUCUUGGGAAGUUCAAUCAUAAUUCUACAAUACUGGUUUCUUCAAAACAAACUUCCGGUAACAGAUAUGUCACGUCACGCAAUGGCCGCGAAAUUGGUCUUUGACAAUGAGCCGCGAAAACACAUCAACAAUAACAACGAUUUGAAGCUGGUUUUGUUUUACACGCCGUUAUUUGGAAAAUCGCCGUGGCGAGGUCUCGCAAACGAUUACAACUUCACCCACUGGAACCACAUUCCAUGCGGUGUACAAGCGUGUAGAGUUUCCUACAACAGAAGAGAUCUUGCUCGAAGCGACGCUGUGAUCUUCCACGGAAGAGACUUGCCAAGUGUUAGGCACAUGAAGCACAUUUUGAAACAGAAACCUCCCCAACAAAGAUGGGUUUACUUUAUACAGGAGAGCCCCAAAUUCACUUAUUACGACCCGUGGCUUUAUAACGGGUUUUUCAACUGGACUAUGUCCUAUCGGAGGGAUUCGGAUUUCGUCGUGCCUUACCGAACAUACACCCGACUUGAGGCCGACGAGAUUGAACGAAUACAAGCGGACAACCGAAACUAUGCGCAAGGGAAAGACCGACUGCUUGUUUGGAUCGUAAGUCACUGCAAAGGACUCAGAGAAGACUACGUUCGAAAAUUAAUGAGCUACAUUGAAGUGGACGUAUUCGGAUCGUGCUCACGGCGUUUUAACCAAACCGAAACGUGCCCCAGGUCUUCCGCGGCCUGCGACAACAAAUUAAAACGUUAUAAAUUCAUCUUCGCUUUAGAAAAUUCAUACUGCGUGGACUACAUCACAGAAAAAUACUGGUACACACCGCUCGACCACGAUAAUGUGCCGAUUGUUUUAGGAGGGGCAAACUACGACGAAAAAAUUGCCAUACCAGGUUCUUUUAUAAAUAUCUUGGAUUUCUCGUCAGUCGAGUCUCUUGCAAAUUAUCUUCUUUACCUGGACAGAAACGACAGUGCUUAUAACGAGUAUUUUUGGUGGCGAAGACACUUCAAACCAGUGCUGCCCGAAUCAUGGACUUGUCAAAUGUGUGCAGCGCUUAACAAUGAUACUGUACCGUCAAAGGUUUAUAACAAUAUUGACGAGUAUUGGGGAGAGAGGAGCAAUUGUGGAAAAAGCGAAAGGAGAAUACAGGAAUUUCUCGGCAGCUUGAUUUAAGAAACAUAAACUAUGAAGAUACACUCUCGUUUAAUUUUAAUUACAUUCUGCGAGACACGCGUUCCUACGGUGCUUGCGUGAUGAUCGCGCGAGGCGAGAGUGGAUCAAGCGUGGUUUGAAGCCCUCGAAACCACCCGUUAGUUUGUUGGUUUGUUUGAAACAUCCGAUUGCUGACGUGUUUCGAUUGGCCCAGAGUUCACUUUGUUCUCAGAAAUAAUUUAACUAAAAUAACUUAAUCUCCAAAUAUUAAAAUAUAAUUUAUGCUGUCAUGACUUCAUUGUGAAAUGUUGGGCCCAAACAAUCUGAUACACUGGGACAAUGGCUGUCUCACUGACCCUGACUUGUUUCUCUUUAACUAAACUCUCUUUCAGGCAGACACCUCGCUAAAGCGGACAGCUAGAGCCGCUCUUAAGAGUGUCCGCCUAAAGAAGAGUUCACUAUUUAACGUC